Molecule: messenger RNA, 1404 nt
Organism: Aspergillus versicolor CBS 583.65
Lineage: Eukaryota; Fungi; Ascomycota; Eurotiomycetes; Eurotiales; Aspergillaceae
Exons: 1
Coding region: 1-1404 (467 amino acids)
Source: RefSeq, a predicted model, not a curated record
AUGAACACACCAACUCCCACUCAACGAACCUGGUAUCGCACCACGAUUUUCAAUGUCUCGGUUGUCGCCGUAUGCGCCUUCAUCGCGCCAGGGCUGUGGGCUGCGAUGAAUGGUCUCGGUGGCGCAGGAUCAGCCGAUCCAUACUAUGUGAACGCUGCCAACGCGGUCAUCUUCUGUCUGCAGGUCGUUGUCUGCGUCUUUGGCAGUUCUCUGAUUGCUAAAAUUGGCCUGAAGUGGGCCUUUGCGUUAGGAAUGGUGGGAUUCCCGGUAUAUGCGUCGAGUGUCUACUGCAAUGUGAAGUACAAUAAUAGCUGGUAUAUCAUGCUGGCCUGUGUGAUUGACGGCAUCUGCUCCGGCAUCUUUUGGCUCACUGAGGGUGCCAUCGUGCUUGCAUAUCCCGAAAAGCAUCGGCGUGGGAAAUACCUGGCUUACUGGCUUGCCAGCCGGAUUAUGGGCCAGAUGAUCGGGGGCGCUGUCACGCUGGGAGUCAAUGCUGGUAACCAGGAGGAGGGCCAUAUCAGUGUGCAGACAUACCUGGUCUUUAUUUCCAUCCAGGCCAUCGGCCCCUUUGUUGCCGCGACACUGUCUCCUCCUGAGAAGGUGCAGCGUUCGGACCAGUCCAAAGUCAAGAUCAAUCUACCGACGGGUUUCAAAGCAGAGCUGCAUGCCAUGUGGAAACUGCUUGGACGCACUGAAAUCCUGCUUCUCCUGCCGAUGAUGUUCCAGAGUGUCUUCUCAGAGGCCUUCUUCUCGACAUAUAACGCCACCUAUUUUACCGUGCGGUCUCGCGCCCUGUCAUCGCUGGUUGCCAGCACUUGUGUGAUUAUAUCCAACUUCCUGCUGGGAUUUUUCCUCGACUGGCGCAGGCUCUCAGUCAACACGCGCGCCAUGGCGGCGUUUAUUAUAAUCUACGCCUUUGAGCUAUCGCUAUAUGUAUACGCUAUGGUUGUAAACAAGGAGUAUGAACGGCAGGAAACCCGGCCGCUCUUUGACUGGACCGAUGACGGCUUUGGCCGCGCUGUCUGUGUCUAUAUCCUGAUGCUUGUGGGCUUUAACCUCAUGUACGACUAUCUGUAUUGGUUGAUCGGCACGGUUAAUCGCGAUGGUGGUGAUAUUAUUCGACUCAGUGCUGUUGUGCGCGGGGUGGAAAGUGCCGGGCAGGCCAUAUCCUACGGUAUCAACUCGGUUGACUCUUUCCUGCUGUCAAGUGCUGUUGCUGUGAACCUGUCCUUUUUUGCAGCAUGCAUUGUUCCAUCUGCCUUUGUUAUUUACCGUGUUGGCGUUGUCAACGGGGUCAAGGUACACCACAUCCAGCAGGACGAGACGCCGCCACAGACGUCUGGGGGAGAGGCCGGGGAGGUCUCUCCCGAUAUUAUGGACGCAAACGUGAAAUCAGACGACUAG